AUGGAGAAUCAGCCACCCCUAACGUCACCGGGAUCCAGUAAUGGGAACCCACCAGAGAGAUGCCCCCGUCCUCUGUAUUCCCAGGAUUCCACACAGGAAGAUCAGGAGAUCCUUCACCAUGAUCAGGGCAUAGAACAGUUCAAAGUUGAAAUUAAAGAGGAAGAUGAAGAGACGUAUGUGAUGGAUGGUCAGCCAUACAAGGAGGAAAAUCACAUGGAGAUUGACACGGAGGAAGGCAACAGCAAAAGAUCAUCAAUUGGAUGUCCUGUUUUACCUCCAGCCUGGGACACAGAUGAGGAGAACUCACGAGAUUCCCUUAAAGCUUUUCACAAAGUGGACAGAUCGCCCAACCCCCCUAAUCCUGAAGAAUUUUCCCCCAAUUAUUCUCAUUCUCCUUCCCCAAAUGUGAAUCACGGACUUAACAGUGUCGCCGGAUCACCGGCUCCCUCUCACUCAGAGGAAUUUUAUACCAAUAGAUCACACAUCAUUACCUCAAAUAUCUAUCCAGGACUUGAUGGUGCAGACAGAUCCAAAGAUCCUUCCAAUCCUGAGGGAUCUUUGCUGGGUAAAUAUGAUACGGUCUCAAAUAUCACACCAGGUCUUCGCCCUCCAUAUAGACCAUCAGAUCCCUCCAAACCUGAGGAAACUUCUUCUGACAAAUCGCAGACCUCCUCCCCAAAUAUCAUUCCUAGUCUUCUCAUUGGAUAUAGACCCCCGGUACCGUCAAAUCCAGAGGAAUCUUCUUUCAAUUCGAUGGCGCAACGGGCAGGGACGCACGAGGACGCGUUAUAUCCAUGCUUUUCCAGCUUGGUGAAGAUGGUCGAACACCAGAGAGCACACGUUGGCGACCAGCUUGGCCAGGAACCCGCUUUUGGCGACCAUCAGCAGCAGCAUCUGGGCAAGAAGGUGUUCCCGUGCGUAGAGUGCGAGAAGUUCUUCGCCCACAGCGCCGACCUUGAUAAACACCAGCGCCGUCACUCCAGAGAAAAGCCGUUCUCGUGUGAUGAAUGCGGCAAGGCCUACACCCAGAAGUCCCACCUCGUCAACCACCAGCGGCUUCACACCGGCGAGAACAUACUGCCCUGUACGGAGUGCGGCAGGUGCUUUACGCUAAAGUCGCAGUUCAUAAAACACAUGAGGACUCACACAGGGGAAAAGCCAUACUGCUGCUCGGAGUGCGGGAGGUGCUUUGCCCAGAAAUCGACACUGGACAACCACCAGACAAUCCACACCGGUCAGAAGCCAUUCUCUUGCUUGCAGUGCGGCAAACACUUUGCACGGAAGUCCACUCUCCAGAAGCACCUGGAGCUUCAUGCCAGUGGGGUUAUUGCUGUGAAGCCCUGCCCCUGAGGAGAACGUUUCUCAAAAUGGAUUGUAUUGUCUUCUACGUCUGAAAGACCACAUACGCCCCUGAGGAGAACGUUUCUCAAAAUGGAUUGUAUUGUCUUCUACGUCUGAAAGACCAUAUACGCCCCUGAGGUGAACGUUAAUCAGAAUGCAUUAUAUUGUCUUCUACGUCUGAAAGACCACAUACGCCCCUGAGGAGAACGUUUCUCAAAAUGGAUUGUAUUGUCUUCUACGUCUGAAAGACCACAUACGCCCCUGAGGUGAAGGUUUCUCAGAAUGGAUUAUAUUGUCUUCUACAUCUGAUAGACCACAACGCCCGGAGGAGAACGUUUCUCAGAAUAGAUUGUAUUGUCUUCAACAUCUGAUAGACCACAUGUGCCCCUGAGGAGAACGUUUCUCAAAACAGAUUGUAUUAUCUUCUACGUCUGAAAGACCACAUGCCCCUGAGGAGAACAUUUUUCAGAAUGGAUUGAUUUGUCUUCUACAUCUGAUAGACCACAUGUGCCCCUGAGGAGAACGUUUCUCAAACGGAUUGUAUUGUCUUCUACAUCUGAAAGACCACAUGCCCCUGAGGAGAACGUUGCUCA
Rana temporaria (common frog) is the source of this 1934-nucleotide messenger RNA. Its product is annotated as zinc finger protein 629-like. The record is from RefSeq and is a predicted model, not a curated record. Bases 1 to 1350 code for a protein of 449 amino acids. Gene Ontology annotation, molecular function: DNA-binding transcription factor activity, RNA polymerase II-specific; RNA polymerase II cis-regulatory region sequence-specific DNA binding. The transcript is spliced from 4 exons. Gene Ontology annotation, biological process: regulation of transcription by RNA polymerase II. Lineage: Eukaryota; Metazoa; Chordata; Amphibia; Anura; Ranidae.